UUCCUUUGCCGCUUUGAAGAAGCAAAAGGCGAAGGGUCCCGACAAAAAGGAUUCGGGCAAGCAGAAGCCCGUCGGGGAGUUCUUUAAGCAAAAGCCCUCGGCCGCCCCCUCUGAUGAUGCUGCCAAGAGGAAGGCAGCGGGCAAGGGUCUAGCCCCCGAAGGGAAGAGGCCCAAAAAAGAGGAUGACGGGAAGAAGGAUCCAUCGGUCUUGAUCGUGGAUGAGCAUUCCACUUCUGGGCCCAAUGUUCUGGUGGCCACGACUGCUUCUAAUCUUCCUCCAGUGCAGAAGGGUGAAGUGGGCUUGCCCCGAGAGGACAUACAGUUCUCCCUCCUGAAGGGGACCGCCAUUAUUCAUGGUACUGUGGACCCCCGGGAGUUCUUGAGCGGGGCCACUCCUUCGCUGGAUAGGACAGCCCUCGGCAGGCUUGAUGAUGAAGCCCUUGAGUCUAAGAUCCUUCGGUCCUCUCUUACUGCUUGCAUAGCCCUCGGUGAGCAUGCCCGGAGGUUCGAUGAAUGGCGCCUUCAUAAGGCACAACAGGAUGAGGCCAUGAAGAAGCUCAUCCAUGAUAAUGUUGAUGCCGUGAGGCAGAUGGCCCGACUAGAAGAGGACCUUUGGCAGGCGAAGGCUGAGGCGGAGAGAGUUACAAAGGAGAAGGCGGAAGCCGAGAGGGCCGCUGCUGAGGCCGCGAAGAAAGCCGCCGAGGAGUCCGAGGCCGCCAGGGCAGAAGCCGUCGCUAAUGUUGUUGCUGCCUUCAUCGCCGAGGGGUGGAGGGCCGAGGGCCAAAAUCAAUGGGUGGCCUCGGUGGUGGAGGCCUCAGUAGAUGCUUGGGUGAAGGGCCCUGGGGCAAUGUGGCUAGCCCGCAAGGGCGAAGAUUAUUACGCCGGGGGGGGGGGGAUUUUUCACUCAAGCCCUCAUCUACAAAAGGCUGGCCUGACACUAUCAAGUGGAUCCGAAGGACUUCGAUCUUGCAGCAUACGGCCUCCCCCCUUCAGCCAGAUAUCAGAAUUCCUCUCCCGGCCAAUGUUGAAAGGCCCGAUCUUGAAGACUCCAUGCUGAUGCAGGAGGCUCUGGGCGGAGAUGAGUAGGCCGAAGCGGAUGCCACUUCCAAGCCAGCCGAAGAGGUUGUUGCUGAAGCUGCCAACCCC
Molecule: messenger RNA, 1146 nt
Organism: Cuscuta europaea
Lineage: Eukaryota; Viridiplantae; Streptophyta; Magnoliopsida; Solanales; Convolvulaceae
Source: the annotation of a GenBank genome assembly